Molecule: messenger RNA, 1099 nt
Organism: Papaver somniferum (opium poppy)
Lineage: Eukaryota; Viridiplantae; Streptophyta; Magnoliopsida; Ranunculales; Papaveraceae
Product: dirigent protein 2-like
Exons: 1
Coding region: 20-637 (205 amino acids)
Source: RefSeq, a predicted model, not a curated record
UAUAAGUGUGUAGAAUAGAAUGAAAUGCAAUAGGUCAAGUGAGAGACAAAGAGAGAUCACAAUUAUCAUGGGUGCCAAGUGUUUCUCAUUUCUAGUUCUUGUUGUUGCAAUGGUCUUAUCCAUGUUUCAUGCACAAUCUGAUGAGAAUGUAAGUUGGGGUGAUCAAACUGUUCCACACAAAAUGGGUAUGGAGAAGAUGACAAGGUUACAUUUUUACUUUCACGAUGUUGUUACAGGCGAUAAUCCAACGGCGGUUAGAAUAGCUGAAGCACGGGGAACAAAAUCAUCCUCAACAAUGUUUGGAGCAUUGUACAUGAUUGAUGAUCCGUUAACCGAAGGUCCCGAUCCGGAUUCUAAACUUGUGGGUCGAGCUCAAGGUUUUUAUGGACAUUCCGGGAUGAGUGAAAUGUCACUGAUCAUGGGAAUGAGUCUAGUUUUUACUGGGAAUGAGAAAUUUAACGGGUCUAGUAUCAGUGUUUUUACUCGAAAUCCUAUCACACAUACGGAUCGACAGUUUGCGAUCGUUGGAGGAACCGGGUACUUUCAGUUUGCGCGUGGGUAUAUAAGCGGCAAGACAUAUCGAAUUAGCGGGCCAGAUGCUAUCGUUGAGUAUAAUUGUACCAUCAUUCACUACUAAUUCAUGUUUAAUGUUUUGAAUGAUUGUAGUUUCGAAUUUUCAAGUCUGGGUAGGAUAUUUGCUUACAACUCCCUUUCCUCCCAUUUCCAUUUCUUGUAUGGUUUUUACCGACAAAUGAAAAGUUUAACGGGUGGUUACUAUUACUAUUAGUGUUUUAAGCCACAAUUAAUCCUACCACCCAUACAGAGAGCAAGAAUUUUCCACCGGGUAUUUUCACUUUGCACGCAGGUUUAUUAGUACUAUCGUCAAGUAUAACUGUACGUACUAUCGUUCAUUCAAGCUCGGUUCCGGUUCAGUCAGGCAAAUCGGAUUCUAGUCCAACGUCCCAGAUCCCUUUUGGGUCCAAUCUUGUAUUUGUUUCAGUUAUUGCAUAUGUAGCCAUAAACUUAUCUCUACGGCACUUCAGCUGGUAGCUGAGGAGCUUUUUCAGAGAAAAUGCAUUUUGGGAAACAAAAAAAAAAA